Messenger RNA from Ophidiomyces ophidiicola, 1350 nucleotides. RefSeq names its product aminopeptidase (gene ICP55). Bases 1 to 1350 code for a protein of 449 amino acids. The record is from RefSeq and is a predicted model, not a curated record. Lineage: Eukaryota; Fungi; Ascomycota; Eurotiomycetes; Onygenales; Onygenaceae. Gene Ontology annotation, molecular function: manganese ion binding; metalloaminopeptidase activity. The transcript is spliced from 10 exons. Gene Ontology annotation, cellular component: mitochondrion.
AUGGGCAGCCAUGUAGUAACUCCCGGUGUCACGGCUUUCGAAUAUGCCCACCGACGUGCAAAGUUAGCAGCGAAGCUACCGAAGAACGGCAUUGCAAUAAUCAGAGCUGCUGAAGUGAAAUAUAAAGCAAAGAGUGUCUUCUAUGAAUAUCACCAAAAUCCAGAUUUCUAUUAUUUAACGGGCUUCAAUGAACCUGGUGCCUUAGCAGUAAUCGCCAAAAAUGAGUCCGACGAUGACUAUAUCUUCCACCUUUACGUGAGAGAAAAAGACCCUAGAUCGGAAUUAUGGCAAGGUGCUAGGUCUGGCACCCAAGCUGCGCUAGACGUUUUUAACGCAGACGAGACCGGCGAUAUUGAACAAAUCAAAGAUAUACUCCCUAGUAUUGUCUCGGACGCAUCAGAAAUAUUUACUGAUGUCAAAGGAUUGCCCGCUGCGAAAUCGGCUGUCUCACGUUUCUUUCCCAGUAUGCAGCGAGAUACCGAUGCAUUAAACAAAACAGCUGCCAUCUCAAAAAUAAAACCGCUACAACCGCUGCUAAGUGGGCUGCGAGUAUUCAAAAGCGAAGGUGAAAUUGAAAAUAUGAGAAAAGCUGGGAAAGCAUCCGGUAGAGCUUUCACGGAGGCCAUGAAGCAUAACUUUACGACCGAGAAGGAUCUGUAUGCAUUCCUAGAAUACCAGAUAAAAAUAAACGGUUGUGAGCAAUUGGCUUUCGUUCCAGUAGUCGCAGGUGGUCAAAAUGCCCUAAGCAUUCAUUAUGUUCGGAAUGACGAUGUUCUCAGAGAUGGAAGCCUGGUUCUUGUUGAUGGUGGUGGUUCUUAUGGAGGAUAUGUGUCGGAUAUCACGAGGACCUGGCCCGUAAAUGGAAAGUUUACUGACCCGCAAAGAGAUUUAUACACAGCGGUUCUCAAUGUGCAGCGUGAAUGCGUGGGUCUGUGUUGCGAGUCCCAGGAUAUAUCUUUAGAUGAAAUUCACAGCCAUGCUGAAUCUCAGCUCUCAAAGCAACUUACGGAUUUAGGUUUCGAGUUUGGCUUCUCGAAUCUGACGACUUCUGGCUCUCACCGCCUUUCCAUCCCGACAAUCAAGGAGCUAUUUCCUCACCAUGUUGGGCAUUAUGUCGGUCUGGACGUUCAUGAUACAGGGAGCUACUCAAGACGACAUAAAUUACGAAAGGGGCAAUGCAUUACCAUCGAGCCGGGUAUAUACGUCCCAAAUGACGAGAGAUGGCCUGAGCACUUCCGGGGAAUUGGCAUACGGAUCGAGGAUAGUGUCUGUAUUGGCGGCGACCAUCCCUUAGUUUUGACUACAGAGGCCGUCAAAGAGGUUAAUGAUAUUGAGGCUCUCCGACCUUGA